This is a messenger RNA of Mirounga angustirostris (Northern elephant seal), 4027 nucleotides long. It is a transcript of the gene ZNF233, whose product is annotated as zinc finger protein 233. The record is from RefSeq and is a predicted model, not a curated record. The transcript is spliced from 5 exons. Gene Ontology annotation, molecular function: DNA-binding transcription factor activity, RNA polymerase II-specific; RNA polymerase II cis-regulatory region sequence-specific DNA binding. Gene Ontology annotation, biological process: regulation of DNA-templated transcription. NCBI's taxonomy places the organism in Eukaryota, Metazoa, Chordata, Mammalia, Carnivora, Phocidae. The coding region runs from base 1264 to 3300 and encodes 678 amino acids.
UUUAUUUGAGAGAGAGAGAGAACACAAGUGGAAGGGAGGGGUAGAGGGAGAGGAGGAAGCGGGCCUCCUGCUGAGGAAGGAGCCCGAUGCGGGGCUCGAUCCCAGGACCCUGAGAUCAUGACCUGAGCUGAAGGCAGAAGCUUAACUGACUGAGCCACACAGGCACCCCUCUACUCGAGUACUUCUGUCUGAAGUAGGAAGAGCCACGAACAUGAGUGGAUGCCACAUAUUGGACGCUUAUUUGUGUGUGUUGUGUUCAUGGAAACCUCCUAACAACUCUAGAUGCUAGAUACUGUUAUGAUCCUAUCUUAGAGAUGUAGAAAGAGGCACAAAGAGCUAGGAAGUCAGAAGAGUCGAUGGUAGAAUCCUGACUAACUGGCUCCAGUAUCUCCCAGCAGAUCGCUUUGAGCAGACCUGUGCCCUCGGGCUCCCCUUUCUCUCAUCCCAAGGGACAACCUUCCUACGUCCUCUUCAUGUUUGUGGUUAGAAACACGGAGACCAUAUAAAAACACGAGCUCUGGAGUCAAAGUUGGAUUCAGGUCCAUUGUCAUCUCUCAUAAGCUCUGGGACCUUGAGUAACUUAAUCUUGUGAAUCCCCCUCUUCCUCAUCCAUUACAUGGGAGCAAUAAUCAUCAUAUCAUCACUUAUUGAGAGUUUAUAUAAUGUGCCAGGCACUGAGCCAGGGCUUUUUUCUUUUUUUGCUGUUUUUUGAACUUUAGGUGUAUUUCACAUAUCAUACCAUUUACCCUUUUAACGUAUAUUCACAAGGUUGUAUGACCACGACCACUGUCUAAUUCCAGAACAUUUUCAUCACCCCAAAAGAAAACCCCCCACCUCUUAGCUAUCACCCCUCACUCCCUGCUCUCUGAGCCCAUUGCAACCACUAAUUCACUUUCUGUCUCUGGAUUUGCUUAGGCAGCUUUGCUAGACUUGCUCACGUAAUCCCCAGAGCAACACUGUUCAUUUAAAUAAGAGACUGUCAAGUUUUUGUUUCAGAUGAAAACAUCUACAAGUCCUAAUUUUAAUUAGUUUUUCCUUACUACAGUGAGCAUAGGAGAGGAGCAGUUACCACUGAGACUCUUCUAGCUGCGUGAGGAAAACUCAAGUAUUCAAACCUCCUACAAAACCAGAUACUGAUGUCAAUUAAACAUCAUUUCAAGACAACAGAUUAUUAAGUAAUAUAGCCAAUCAGAAUUAUGGGCUUUCAGAGAUAAAGUUCUGCCUUCCCAGGACUCUGCCCUCUCCCAGAAGCAGCAGGAGAAAAUGACCAAGUUUCAGGAGAUGGUGACAUUCAAGGACGUGGCUGUGGUCUUCACCAGAGAGGAGCUGAGGCUGCUGGAUUCUACUCAGAGGAAGCUGUACCGGGACGUGAUGCUGGAGAAUUUCAGGAACCUACUCUCUGUGGGAUAUGAACCCUUCAGAUUAGAUACGACAUUACCGUUGGGGAGAGAAGAGAAGCUUUGGAUGAUGGAGACACAAACCCCAGGGGAUGGGCGUUCAGGCCUCAGGAAUCAAAACGAGAUAGAGACUUUUCAAAAAGUAGGAUUAAGAUACCUUUUACAUGAAGAUGUUAUAUGCUGGCAGAUAUGGGAACAAUUCACAAGUAAAUUAGCCAGAAAUCAAGACUCAAUGAUAAAUAUGCAAAGCAAGAAGUCCAAGUUGCCAAAACUAGGUGAUUCCUCCUGUCAGAUAUGGGCAAGAGAAUCUCCUCAGGUUUCUGAAGAUGAAAACUAUGUAAUAAAGCUUCAAGGGGAGAGUUCCAAUAAUAUCAGAAGUCAAGAGCUUCCAAUUAAGACCACUGGGGAUUUCUGGAAGAAAAUCUAUCUGAGAGAGUCACACAACUAUCAGAGUAGGUGUCAGCAAGUUGACGUAAAAAAUAAACCGUGUAAGUGUGACCAUUGUGUUAUGACAAGGAUCUCACAUCAUUGUGAUGAUCAGGAAGUACACAAAAGCAAGAAGGCUUAUAGCCACAAUAACUGUGGAAAAGACUUCAUGAGGAAAUCAUGCCAGCAUAGUAUAACCCACUCAAGAGAGAAGCACCACGUAUACAGUGAGCAUGGGGAGGACAUCGGUGAGAGCUCAGUGUUUUGCAUUUGCCAGAGUAUUCAUGCAGGGGAGAAAUGUGGUAGGAAUGGUAAGUGUGAUGGGGUCUUCAGUCAGGGCUCAGACCUGCAAAAUCAUCAGGGAGUCAACAAAGGAGAAAAGCCCUACAAAUGUCAGGUAUGUGCUAAGAGCUUCAGUCAGAACUCCUGUCUUCCCACCCAUGAGCCCCUCCACCUAGGAGGGGAUCUGUAUAGGUGUGGCAUGUAUGGGAAGAGCUCCAGUCAUAGCCUAGAUCUCAACGUUCACUGUAUAGACGACACUGGAGAGAAAUCCUCUAAAUGUGAGAUGUGUGAUAAAGGCUUCAAUCACACAUCACAACUUCAAGCCCAUCAGAGAGCCCACCCUAGAGAUAAAACCUACAAAUGGGAGGCAUGUGACAGGCUAGUUAAUCAGAAUCCUGGUCCUCAUCAGAGAGUUCACAUUGGAGAGAAACCAUAUAAAUGUGAGGUAUGUGGGAAGGACUUCAGUAAGGCCUCAAAUCUUCAAGCCCAUCAGAGAAUCCACACUGGAGAGAAGCCAUAUAAAUGUGAUGUGUGUGAUAAGAACUUCAGCCGGAAUUCCCAUCUUCAGGCCCAUCAGCGAGUCCACACAGGAGAAAAACCAUACAAGUGUGACACAUGUGGUAAGUACUUCACUCAGAUUUCACAUCUUCAGGUCCAUCAGAGAGUCCACACAGGAGAGAAGCCAUACACGUGUGAGACAUGUGGUAAGGGCUUUUGUCAGAGUUCACAUCUUCAAGACCACCAGAGAGUCCACACUGGAGAGAAACCCUACAAGUGUGAUAUGUGUGGGAAGGGUUUCAGUUGGAGCUCCCAUCUUCAAGCCCAUCAGAGAGUCCAUACUGGGGAGAAACCCUACAAAUGUGAAGAAUGUGGGAAAGCCUUCAUCUGGAACUCAUAUCUUCAUGUUCAUCAGAGGAUCCACACAGGAGAGAAACCCUAUAAAUGUGGCAUGUGUGGUAAGAGCUUCAAUCAGACCUCACAUCUUCAAGCCCAUUGGAGAGUCCAUACGGGAGAUAAACCCUACAAAUGUUUUCACUGUGGUAAGGGCUUUAGUAAAAGUUCACGUCUGCAAGUUCAUCAGAGAGUCCAUAGUGGUGAUAAAUCCAAUACACACGAUGAGUGUGAUAAAAGUGUUUUUCAGAAUGUAGACUUCUCAUUUUCAUCAGAAAAUCCACGCAGCAGAGACUAUUCAUAAAAUACUGUGUUUUAAUAAUUCAGGAGUGAGCUGAAUUUUUUUAUAGUCCUCUGAAUUCCGCUGGAGGAAACUUAUUUGUUGUGUGAGUGUAGCCAGUGUUUCCAGCAGAGCUCAAAAUUUCACAGUCCUCAAGACACAGAAGCUGUGAGAAUGGUGCAGUAAGUUUCAGUCAGAACCUUCACUUUCAAUCUAAUCAACACAGGAGAGAGGGCUUAAAAAGGAUAAGUAAGGUCAGGACAUUAGCAAAAGUUUACUGAUGGACAUGACAAAUCCAUGUCCACUAGAAGAGAAGCUCCAUGGGGGCAGGAAGUUUGCUUACUGCUGAAUGACCAUGACCUCAAACCAGUGCUUAACAAACAGUAUAAAUGUCUAACUUGGUGGAGAAGAAAACCUACUAUAAAUAAGACAAAUACUUAAAAAUUGACCCAGUUAGUCAUAAUCAGUUGUACCAAGAAAAGGAUUCUUUAUUACUAUUAUUAUUAUUAAUUUAUUUGAGAGAGCAUGAGCAGCAGGGGGAGGGACAGAGGGAGAAGCAGACUCCCGGAUAAACAGGGAGCCCAACACAGAGCCCGAUCCCAGGACCCCAGGAUCAUGACCUGAGCUGAAGGCAGAUGCUUAACAUACUAAGUCACCCAGGCGCCCAGGAAAAGGAUUCUUGUUAGAAGUUUUAAAACAACUGAAGGAAGUGACAACUUCAUAAAAAUACAUAAAAUCAUGCGACUUGCAA